Portunus trituberculatus (swimming crab) is the source of this 1581-nucleotide messenger RNA. RefSeq names its product glycine receptor subunit alpha-2-like. Gene Ontology annotation, molecular function: transmembrane signaling receptor activity; chloride channel activity; extracellular ligand-gated monoatomic ion channel activity. Gene Ontology annotation, cellular component: membrane; synapse; neuron projection. Gene Ontology annotation, biological process: regulation of membrane potential; chemical synaptic transmission; signal transduction. The transcript has 11 exons. Lineage: Eukaryota; Metazoa; Arthropoda; Malacostraca; Decapoda; Portunidae. The coding region runs from base 2 to 1402 and encodes 466 amino acids. The record is from RefSeq and is a predicted model, not a curated record.
GAUGAAGCUAGCUAUGUCACGUAACUCACCCUUCCAUCUUCUACUUCUGUUGCGUGUCCUCUCGUGGUGCCCGGGGGCGAGCGGGCAGCAGCGGCAGGAGGACGGGCCCACCACUACCACCACCACGCCGCCAGGUAACGCUACACGUGAAUGGGAAGGCACGUGGAGCGGCUACACUGGGCAGGACUACCGUAAGGAGAUCUUCCCCCCUGUCACGCCAGGUGAGCCGCUGCAGGUGGGCGUGUCAGUUCAAGUGCGGAACCUGCCCAAGAUUGACGAGGAGGAGGGCCUGGUGGUACUCGAAAUCAACUUGAGGGUGAGAUGGAGAGAUAAAAGGUUACGCCCCCCGCCCUCUCUGCCUCCUGAUGACUACCUCCCCCUUGACCCCGCCUUCCUGGGUCGCCUCUGGGUGCCUGACCUCUACAUUGCACACAGUGAGGGGGGCGUCACUCCCUCCCUCCUGACGCAGAUCGCCUCAGUCUGGAUUUACGGAAACGCUACUGUGGAUUACUCCGGCAAUAUGUUCGUUCGUGUGUCCUGCUCAAUGAAUUACAAUUGGUUCCCACGUGACCACCAAAUUUGCCUUAUCAACAUGCAAAGCUACGCCUACACACUGGCUAGGAACGAGUAUAUCUGGAUGUCACCUGGGCUGGAAGUGGGUCACACCAUUUCUAGCGAGCAGUUUCUAGUGAGACUCGAAAAAGUGGACGCGCGGACCAAGGUGGAGGAUUCUUACGGUGCAUACCCCGCCCUGGCCUUCCGCAUCCACCUGACGCGCCGCCUGUCCUCCGUCCUCCUCCAGCUGUACCUCCCGUCCGCCCUCUUCGUGGUGGUGUCCUUCGUGUCAUUCCUGGUGCCCCCUGACGCCAUCCCGGGCCGCAUCACACUCUGCAUCACCACCAUCCUCACCAUGUCUACCUUGCUUGGUGUGGCUAUGCAGUCGACGCCCCGGGUGAGCUACGUGCGUGCCAUUGACGUGUGGCUGCUGUCCUGUCUCACCUUUGUCAGUCUGGUGCUGCUCGAGUUUGGCGCCGUCAUCAAACUGGAACAGCUGGGAAAAAGGCAAGGCGGUCACACAACUAGCGCCCCUAACACCACUAACACCAUUAACACCACCACCACCACCAUCACCACCACCGCCACCACCACCGCCGCCACCAGCCCCGCCAAGGCAAAGCCGCGACUCUUCUCCAGCAGGUUAGUCCACCCACAGGUAGAGCCACCACGCCCCUCUCCUGCCGUGCCCUUAAGUGCCCACCUGACGAAGGCGCGGCAGGUGGAGCGUUUGGCAGCCUACAUGUUCCCUGGGGCCUUUCUGCUCUUCAAUAUGGGCUACUGGUGGUGGUUCCUGACAGGGUCCCAGGCAGCGGUUCCUGAGUUCGUGCAGACUGUCGCGUCGUGAGGGAGUGAGCGGGGGUGUGGUGGUGGUGGUGGUGGUGGUUGUGAUGGUGGUGGUAUGGUUGUCUGUGUGCGAUUUUUGUUGUUCCUACGAGUGUUUUUCUCUGUUUCUACGAGUACGACCUCUCUGUGUGUCUGUGUCUGUCUGUGUGUCUGUUUGUCUGUGUGUCUGUUUGUCUGUCU